AUGCGUGGUUUAACAUUAAUUACCACUGGUCUGAGCCUACUUGGCCCGGCUGCUGCAAUUCUUGUCGCAGACAAUUCACCUUGUGGGACAGUGUGCGGCAAUGUUCUCGAUGCGACUACCAUUGACGAUGUUGUCUGCCACGAGGGCGAUUAUACUAGUGGUUCAGGCAUCGUCUUUCAACAAUGCCUCACGUGUGAGCAGAACAGCGACUACAGCACCAAGAAUAAUGAAACCGACCAACAAUACUUCCUUUACAACCUCCGUUACGCUACCUCAUAUUGUUUAUUCGGAAUCCCCGAUAACAAUAACACCAUAAACACACCUUGCUUAACUUCAAAAGCCUGUGGGCCAUUCCAGAACUCCAUCAUUUACAAUAACCUGUCUUCGGAGGUCAAGGGUUACGACUACUGCGAUACCUGGCCUGUGAACGACUCGGCCGAUUUUGCUGGAUGUACAGAGUGUCUCCAAGCAGGCGACAACCAUUAUCUUGCCAACUUCAUCACUGUCCUUCAAGCUGGAUGCGAACAACAACCAAAGCCUGGUACCCUUGUCUCUACAGAAGGAACUAUCUUCUCGAGAGACAAUGUCAACGUCACAGAACCAACGCCCGUUGCUUCCGUGGACCCGGACUGGUUUGAUAACGGACCUCUAACACUCGACGCCAAGGUUGGUAUCGCUGCUGGAGGAGUCGUUCUGAUCUUGAUUAUCCUCGGUUUCUGCAUCAUCUGGCGCGGCCGAAGACGCAGAAGGGCAUUCCUUAGCAUGCUGGAAACGAAACAUGGGAACUCCUGGCCGACUCCGCUCACCAUCCCCCACGAGACACGCGACACUCCUCUCAGCCAGAAGCCACUCCGAAGCUGGGACGAGUCACCAAUCAGUGUUCGAUCUGAACAACUGUACCCGCACCAUGUGUCGCCCUUUGCUUCGCAAUAUAGCAGCCCUGUCAGCGCAACGGAACUCAAACUCGCCCACUGGCCAGUCAUGGCGCCCAACCAACAGAUGAGUGCAGCAAUGAGCGGCCACCAGCCAUUCCCACCCAUGUUCCCCUCGAUGUACCAACCAGACCCGGGUAGCUCUCAAAUAGGAGUUGCCUUGGGCGGAGAUGAUUCCUCUGUCAACUCGGGCAACUCCAAGGGCAAAGGGCGACAAGGGGAAGAGUAUGAGAUGACGCCCGUGGAAAACCCACACACGCACGCCGGUAUAGGCAUUUACCAGCCCGAGAUUCAGCACAAUGGCGAACCUAGCCGGACUGCCUUCCCACAGCCAGGAUAUUUCCCAGAAGGACUCACGAAUGUGAAUCAGACUUAUGGACAUCCUAACCCAUCGUAUGGAUAUUAUGAUGAUCACCAGCGAACAGGACGUAGUCCUUAG
This is a messenger RNA of Fusarium sp. VM40, 1371 nucleotides long. The record is from the annotation of a GenBank genome assembly. Lineage: Eukaryota; Fungi; Ascomycota; Sordariomycetes; Hypocreales; Nectriaceae.